Messenger RNA from Actinia tenebrosa (Australian red waratah sea anemone), 2267 nucleotides. RefSeq names its product MAM and LDL-receptor class A domain-containing protein 1. Lineage: Eukaryota; Metazoa; Cnidaria; Anthozoa; Actiniaria; Actiniidae. Gene Ontology annotation, biological process: proteolysis. The record is from RefSeq and is a predicted model, not a curated record. Gene Ontology annotation, cellular component: membrane. Gene Ontology annotation, molecular function: zinc ion binding; metalloendopeptidase activity.
GUCCUUCUAAUGGCUGGAGCUCAUGGAGUGACUAUGGCCCUUGUGACAGUAACUGCAGGAAGAUUCGUCAAAGGUUUUGCUCGUCUUCAGAUGUCUCCAACUGUCCAGGAGCUGAUACAUAUGGUGUAGGGACAGAAAAUGCCCAAUGCAGUCCUAGUGAAUGUCAGGCUGUCAUAGACGGUAGUUGGGGGCGUUGGUCAUCAUGGAGUCAGUGUAGUGCUACUUGUGGACAAGGAACUCACACAAGAACGAGGCAAUGUAACGAUCCCCCCACUCAAAAUGGCGGUAAACCGUGUUCAGGAAACAGCAAAGAGACCAACGUUUGCAAGCAAAAAAGAUGUGGUUUAGGUCCUGAUGAUUGCGAGUUCGAAAUCGAUAUGUGCAGCUGGACUACCGACCAACAAAAUAACUACCAGUGGUACCGUCAGCAAGGAUCCACACCCAGCUCAUCAACUGGUCCUGAUGGUGAUGCAACAAAACCUUUGAACGGAACAGGUUUUUACGUCUACGCCGAGUCUUCUUCACCUGUACGGCAAAACCAAAAAACAGAGCUCACAAGUCCAGUCUUGACCGCUACUUCUGGACGAUGUCUUCAGUUUGCAUACAACAUGUAUGGAUCAACCAUUGGGUCACUAAAUGUCUAUGUACUGGAUGUCAAAGCAGGAGCAAGGAAAGGGAUUUUCAGGAUAAGCAGUAACCAGGGACAACAGUGGCAUAGAGCAAGUGCAACUAUUACAACCUCCAAUGACUAUAAGGUUGUGUUUGAGGUCAUCAGGGGAUCUAGCUAUACUGGUGAUAUAGCACUGGAUGACAUAUUCUUUAAAGAUGGCCAGUGCGGUGGUAAGGGCCCAACAAAUACAACCUCGCGUCCUUUGACUGCUGGUCCUACAACUUCCCGUCCUUCGACGGUUGGCCCUACAACUUCACGUCCCUCGACGGCCGCCCCUACAACUUCAAGUCCCUCCACUUCAAGACCUGUGACCUCAAGCCCUACACCCCAAGGUCCUGUUGACUGCGACUUCGAAAUCGAUAUGUGCAGCUGGACUACGGACCCCAAAAAUAACUACCGGUGGUACCGUAAGCAAGGAUCCACACCCAGCUACGCAACUGGUCCUAAAGGAGAUGCUACAAAACAUUUGAACGGGAAAGGUUUUUACGUCUACGCCGAGUCUUCUUCACCUGUACGGCAAAACCAAAAAACAGAGCUCACAAGUCCAGUUUUGACCGCUACUUCUGGACGAUGUCUUCAGUUUGCAUACAACAUGUAUGGAUCAACCAUUGGGUCACUGAAUGUCUAUGUACUGGAUGUCAAAGCAGGAGCAAGGAAAGGGAUUUUCAGGAUAAGCAGUAACCAGGGACAACAGUGGCAUAGAGCAAGUGCAAAUAUUACAACCUCCAAUGACUAUAAGGUUGUGUUUGAGGUCAUCAAGGGAAUUAGCUAUACUGGUGAUGUAGCACUGGAUGACAUAUUCUUUAAAGAUGGAAAGUGUGCUGGUAAGGGCCAAACAAGUACAACUUCCGCUCCUUCGACGGUUGGUCCUACAACUUCACGUCCCUCGACGGCCGCCCCUACAACUUCACGUCCCUCCACUUCAAGACCUGUGACCUCAAGCCCUACACCCCAAGUGUUUGUGGAUGGUUGUAAUUUUGACCAAGAUAUGUGUGGUUGGAAGACUGGACCGGGGACGAACACCUUUUCGUGGACCAGAAGGUCAGGUUCAACACCCAGUUCUCGCACAGGACCUAAUGGUGACCAUACUUCAGGUUCCGGAUCAUACGUGUAUGUGGAAACCUCAUAUCCUUCUAAACCAAAUCAGACAGCUACCCUGGUCAGUAAAGUCUUCCCUCCCGCACCUUCUGGUCGCUGCAUGAGUUUCUUCUAUCACAUGUACGGUGCGACCAUGGGAUCACUUAACGUGUAUAUCAAAAGCGCCUCUACCCCAGUUCAAUCCAGGGUAUUCAAGAUUAUAGGCGACCAAAAGAACAAGUGGCAUCAAGCUGUGGUCAAUAUUUCAAACAUGAUCUGUGAUUACGAGAUUGUAUUUGAAUCUGUCCGAGGGACUUCGUAUCGUAGUGACAUCGCGCUUGAUGACAUCACUUUUAGUAAAGGCCCUUGUCCAAAAAGAGUAUAAUCACUGAUGAUGACAGCAAAAGGAUCCCGAUUAACCACUUAGAUAGGAAGCAUGCUAAAUGAUGUUAUGGCAUAUCAGUACAUAAUUGUGCGUUUAAGAUUAAAAGACGAAUAAACAUCAUGCAUAACAUAACAA